AUGCCUUAUGUCACAUUGCCUGCAUCGAGUCAAAACUUACGUUUGUACUAUGAACUUUUCGGAUCUGGUGAAAAUAAAAUCUUAUUUAUCAUGGGUUUAUUAACUGAAGGUGCUGCAUGGUGUCAUCAGACUGCAUUUUUCACAGAAAAACCAGCAUAUCAAUGCGUUACUUACGAUAAUCGUGGGUGUGGUCGAUCGUCAUCGCCAUUAUGUCUGCAUUAUUCAACGUCACAAAUGGCCAAAGAUGCUUUAGGACUCAUCGAUCAUCUCCAAUGGAAACAAUGUCAUGUUGUUGGAAUAUCUAUGGGUGGAAUGAUCGCACUUGAACUCGCCGUUCUAGCACCAGAACGAAUUCGUUCAUUGACACUCCUAGCGACACAUGCCGGUGGUCUUUCGGGUCAAGCUCCGUUGAUCGGAGUAUAUCAUAUUAUGCAGUCAAUCUUCUUAAAAGAUGAACAUACAAUUGUAGAAAACGUUUUACAAAUGCUCUAUGCUCGAAAUACGCUUAGUAAUUCUGAAAUACGAAAAUCCUUUUAUGAUUAUCACCUGGAACGAUUUCGUAAACGUAUUCGUCCAUCUGUGGUCGGAUUGAUCGGACAUCUUGCAGCUGUUUGCAGACAUUAUGUUAGUUAUGCUGAAUUACUUAAAAUUCGCUAUUCACCAUUCAAAUGUUUAAUUAUGGUUGGCACGGAAGAUCGACUCGUGCGAGAAGCCAAUUCUUAUAUACUUCAACGUGUGCUUGGAUGUCGUUUAAUCAAGCUCGAUAAUGCUGGUCAUGGUCUACAAAAUGAAUUUGCAAAUGAAAUCAAUAAAGAAUUAUUUCAUAAGUUCGAAACAGUUUGUAAAAAUGAAUCCACGGCAAAAUCUAAACGUGAAAUUCCAACAGAUUACGCAACGGAAAUUCAAGCGGUUGAACAAUGUUGUCAACAUCGUACACAUUGUUUCGUGCAUGAUCUAAUGGGCUUUUUCAAAGGUGUAGGUUUUGGAACGGUUUUAUACAUCGUCUUUUCGUUGAUUGGUUUAACAAAUAUGAAACUAGGAACAUUCAGUUUGACCUUCCAAAGUAUUCUGCUACUCGGUUGUUUAAACGGCCUUCGUCAUUCGAUUACAUGUGUCUAUAAGACACUCUGUGCACGUCGUUUUGUCCGAGAACAUAAGUUACAACUUGACCGGGCUGCUCAUCACGGUGGUAUUGGUAUUACAGUACCUAACGAACCAAAAAACGGCAUACCAUAUGAUUCCGGCUUCGGAUUACCUAUUCAUUCGCUAAUAGUUACAGCAAAUCUACUUAGCUUGAUAUAUUGGUUGACCUUUUAUGAACCAAAGGUGUAA
This is a messenger RNA of Adineta ricciae, 1332 nucleotides long. Lineage: Eukaryota; Metazoa; Rotifera; Eurotatoria; Adinetida; Adinetidae. The record is from the annotation of a GenBank genome assembly.